AUGUGCUCCCAGGAUUUGAGCAAUUCAGAGAAGUUGGUGGGGUUCAUCAUAUUGACCUGCCUUCCAUGGACUAGCCAUAGUCUUCCUUGCAACGUUUCAUUAGCUGAAUCUUGUCCUGCUUCACUGUAUUAUGUUCCGAGAACCAUGAGAACCCUCGAUGAAACAGCAGCUUUAUUCGGUGUAAACUCGAAUGCUGUGAAUCGAACUGUUGACGGUUUUCUGGUUGCAAUAACUUGCAGCUGCCUAGCUCUCCAUGCUGAGUUUACUUGGCAUCUGGACUAUGAAGUCCAACCCCAGGAUACGUGGGAUAGCAUUUCAUCAAAGUUCGGAUCAUUUGUUGUGGAAAAACGUGAAAAGACACUGAUCCCAUCACAAACUGUGACUUUGGACAUAUUAUGUAGUUGUUCUCGGAAUGCAUCUACUGUCACAUACAAGGUCACAAAGGGAGACACACUCUAUACAAUUUGUUUGCGAUUCGGUGCUGAUCAAAAUAAGACUGCCAAGUUGAAUAUGAUCGAGAAUACGGGGCUUAUUCGUGAUGGACAAGUGCUGUUUAUUCCUGAACCAGAGGGCCUAUCAAACCAUACCAUGUUUGACAAUAAAGAUUCAAGUGGCCAAAAAUCAUCGAAAUUUCAGAUCCUCGCCAUCAUUGGAGCAAUUUUAGCUGCCUCAGCUAUCUUUCUGUUUACAGUUAUACUUGUUCUUUGGAAGAGAUAUAACAAGAAGAGAAAUCAAACACCAAAGCCUUAUUCAAGAAUGAUGGAUAGCAUGCAUUCUUCUUUCGAUUCACGCACUUUUCUCAAAAAAUCUGGAGGAAAGAUUGUUUGUUCAUUCAGUUAUGAUAAAGCUAUUGAGUUCCCUUAUAAUGAAGUUCGUGAUGCGACAUCUAACUUUAGUUCAUCCUUGAAGAUCGGCCAAGGUUCCUGUGGAUCUGUUUACCUUGGAAAAAUAAGAGGGAAUGACGUGGCCGUAAAACAGAUGAAAAACACGAAAACGAAAGAGUUCGUAUCAGAGAUAAACAUUCUUUGUAAAGUUCAUCAUUCAAACUUGAUCGAGCUUAUCGGGUAUGCUGCCGGGGGAGACUCGUUGUUUCUUGUUUAUGAGUUUGCCCAAAACGGUGCAUUAAGUGAUCAUUUACAUGGCUUCACCCGUAGAGGUUAUAAUCCACUUGGUUGGACUAUGCGUGUUCGGAUUGCUAUGGAUGCUGCCAAGGGUCUCGAGUACAUACAUAAGUACACAAAACCAUAUUACGUUCAUCGAGAUGUGAAGACGAGCAAUAUUCUUUUAGAUUCCAGUUUUCGUGCCAAGAUCGCUGAUUUUGGGCUAGUAAAACUAUUGGAUUUGGACCAUUCUCCAGAUGUCGGUGCCGCAGCGUCGAGAAUCGUUGGCACAUUCGGUUAUCUUUCCCCCGAGUACGUUCGAGAUGGAUGUGUGACGACAAAGACCGAUGUCUAUGCCUUUGGAGUUGUCCUACUGGAAUUACUCACUGGCCAACCAGCUCUAAGCAGAGAUGCAAGCCCUGGAAAUAAUCGGUCCAUCGAACAUCGAACGGUGGCGGAUUUUGUGUUACCUGCAUUAAACGAUAACGAAAACCUCAUGAUCAAGCUGGCCAAAUGUGUCGACCCGAAUCUUACUCACUACCACAAAGAGACUGUUUUACAGAUGGCAUUAUUGUCCAAGGAUUGCGUGGAUGAUAACUGGAAGCAUAGGCCAGACAUGUCGGAAGUGGUGUUCUGCCUUUCGCACAUUUUAGCCAGUACCGAGGAAUGGGAGAAUCAACGUUGCAGUCGAACCGAACCCUGAAAAUUGCCAGUCGGAACCCCCUUUUUUUGGACAAGGAAGUCAGGGGGUACCAUUCACCACUAGAGAAAGGGGGAAAGGAGCAAAUCAAAUGGAAAUGUCAAUGAGACUGCAACAUCAGCAUGGCAUGGUUACUGAAUUUAAAGGUUGGCAGUUGG
Hibiscus syriacus is the source of this 1958-nucleotide messenger RNA. RefSeq names its product lysM domain receptor-like kinase 3. Lineage: Eukaryota; Viridiplantae; Streptophyta; Magnoliopsida; Malvales; Malvaceae. Gene Ontology annotation, biological process: protein phosphorylation; innate immune response. The transcript is spliced from 11 exons. The record is from RefSeq and is a predicted model, not a curated record. Bases 1 to 1803 code for a protein of 600 amino acids. Gene Ontology annotation, molecular function: ATP binding; transmembrane receptor protein kinase activity.